CUCGGCGCAGGCGCCCUAGCGGCUACCGCAGGCAGGGGGCGGCAACAUGGCGGAGUGAGCGGCGGCGGGCUCGGCUCCACAACAACAGCGGCAGCGGCGAGCGCUCGCCCCGCCGCUUCGCCUCCGCGCCGAGCCGAGCCGUGCCCGGCAGAGCCGAGCCGAGGAGCUCGGCGGCUCCCGCUCCUCCCGCCCCGCGGCGGGGAGGCGGCCCCGGCUGGGCAGCCUUCGGCUAACGGGGCAUCGGCGCCCAUAAUAAUCCCUCAUUAUAGCGGAGCGGGGGAGCGGCUCCGGGGACGGUGCCUGCGCCUCGGGCCGGCUCCCUGCGGCCCCGCCGGCUGCGGCUGCGGUGGAUGCUCGGCUCGGCCCGGCCGGGCGGGGAGGAGGAGGCGGCGGCGGCAGGUGCCGGUAACGGCGGGGGGUAAAUGGCGAGCGAGAAGCCGGUGUCGGGGCCGGAGCCGCAGCCCGCGGGGCUCAUCUCCGUCGGGGCCGGCGGUGGAGGAGGAGGCGGCGUGGCGGUGAUGGGGGAGCUGAGGGCGCCGGGCGCCGGGUCCGUGGUGCUCCCCGCGGGGAUGAUAAACCCGUCGGUGCCGAUCCGCAACAUCCGGAUGAAAUUCGCCGUCCUCAUCGGGCUCAUCCAGGUCGGCGAGGUCAGCAACCGGGACAUCGUGGAGACGGUGCUGAACCUGCUGGUUGGUGGUGAAUUUGAUCUGGAGAUGAACUUUAUAAUCCAAGAUGCAGAGAGCAUUACAUGCAUGUCAGAGCUUUUGGAGCACUGUGAUGUAACAUGCCAAGCUGAAAUCUGGAGUAUGUUCACAGCAAUUCUACGUAAAAGUGUCCGUAAUUUACAAACUAGCACGGAAGUUGGCUUAAUUGAACAGGUACUGCUGAAGAUGAGUACUGUGGACGACAUGAUUGCAGAUCUUCUAGUUGAUAUGUUGGGGGUUCUUGCCAGCUACAGCAUCACUGUCAAAGAGUUGAAGCUUUUGUUCAGCAUGCUUCGAGGCGAAAAUGGAAUCUGGCCAAGACAUGCAGUUAAGCUAUUAUCAGUCCUUAAUCAGAUGCCACAGAGACAUGGGCCUGAUACCUUUUUCAACUUCCCAGGCUGUAGUGCUGCAGCAAUUGCAUUGCCUCCUAUUGCUAAGUGGCCUUAUCAAAAUGGGUUUACUCUUAACACCUGGUUUCGUAUGGACCCACUAAACAAUAUCAACGUGGAUAAGGAUAAACCCUAUCUCUACUGUUUCCGCACUAGUAAAGGUGUUGGGUAUUCUGCUCAUUUUGUCGGCAAUUGUUUAAUAGUUACAUCACUGAAGUCAAAGGGCAAAGGUUUCCAGCACUGUGUGAAGUAUGACUUUCAGCCACGCAAGUGGUACAUGAUAAGCAUUGUACACAUCUAUAAUCGCUGGAGAAACAGUGAAAUACGAUGUUAUGUGAAUGGUCAGCUGGUAUCCUAUGGUGACAUGGCCUGGCAUGUUAACACAAAUGAUAGCUAUGACAAAUGUUUUCUUGGCUCUUCGGAAACUGCCGAUGCUAAUCGAGUGUUCUGUGGCCAGCUUGGAGCAGUAUAUGUAUUCACGGAAGCACUCAACCCAGCACAGAUUUUUGCAAUACAUCAGUUAGGACCUGGUUAUAAGAGCACAUUCAAAUUUAAAUCUGAGAGUGACAUUCAUCUGGCUGAGCACCAUAAACAAGUGCUCUAUGAUGGGAAACUUGCAAGUAGCAUUGCAUUUACGUAUAAUGCAAAGGCUACUGAUGCCCAGCUAUGCCUUGAAUCCUCACCAAAGGAAAAUCCUUCAAUUUUUGUACACUCCCCACAUGCUCUUAUGCUUCAGGAUGUGAAAGCUAUCGUAACCCACUCCAUUCACAGUGCAAUUCAUUCCAUUGGAGGAAUUCAAGUUCUUUUUCCUCUCUUUGCCCAACUAGACAAUCGACAGCUGCAUGACAGUCAGGUGGAAACAACAGUUUGUGCUACCUUAUUGGCUUUCUUGGUUGAGCUUCUUAAGAGUUCAGUAGCCAUGCAAGAACAAAUGCUUGGUGGAAAAGGAUUUCUAGUCAUUGGCUACCUCCUUGAAAAGUCAUCUAGAGUUCAUAUUACCAGAGCAGUUCUGGAACAAUUUUUGUCAUUUGCAAAAUAUUUGGAUGGAUUGUCUCAUGGAGCACCUCUCCUGAAGCAAUUAUGUGAUCACAUCCUUUUUAAUCCUGCUAUCUGGAUACAUACCCCUGCAAAGGUGCAGCUGUCUUUAUAUACCUACUUGUCAGCUGAAUUCAUUGGAACUGCUACAAUCUAUAACACUAUACGCAGAGUAGGAACAGUACUGCAGUUAAUGCACACACUGAAAUACUACUACUGGGUGGUUAAUCCUGCUGAUAGCAGUGGCAUUACUCCUAAAGGGUUAGAUGGUCCUCGGCCCUCACAGAAAGAGAUCAUAUCACUAAGGGCAUUUAUGCUUCUGUUUUUGAAACAACUUAUACUUAAGGAUCGAGGUGUGAAAGAAGAUGAACUGCAAAGCAUAUUAAAUUACUUAUUAACAAUGCAUGAGGAUGAAAAUAUUCAUGAUGUGCUGCAGCUGCUAGUGGCACUAAUGUCCGAACAUCCAGCAUCCAUGAUACCUGCUUUUGAUCAGAGAAAUGGGAUACGAGUAAUUUAUAAAUUAUUGGCUUCCAAAAGUGAGAGUAUAUGGGUGCAAGCUUUGAAGGUUCUUGGAUAUUUUCUCAAACACUUGGGCCAUAAGCGAAAGGUUGAAAUCAUGCAUACUCAUAGUCUUUUCACUCUUCUUGGAGAAAGGUUGAUGCUACAUACAAAUACAGUGACGGUUACAACAUAUAACACACUUUAUGAGAUUUUGACAGAACAAGUGUGCACUCAAGUAGUUCAUAAACCUCAUCCAGAACCAGAUUCUACAGUGAAAAUACAAAAUCCAAUGAUUCUUAAGGUGGUCGCAACGCUGUUAAAAAACUCCACACCAAGUGCAGAGCUGAUGGAAGUUCGACGGUUGUUCUUGUCUGAUAUGAUAAAACUCUUUAGUAAUAGCCGUGAAAACAGAAGAUGUUUACUUCAGUGUUCAGUGUGGCAGGACUGGAUGUUUUCUCUGGGAUACAUUAACCCUAAGAACUCUGAAGAGCAGAAGAUUACAGAGAUGGUUUACAACAUUUUCCGCAUUCUCUUGUAUCAUGCAAUAAAAUAUGAAUGGGGAGGCUGGAGAGUGUGGGUCGAUACUCUUUCUAUAGCUCAUUCCAAGGUCACAUAUGAGGCUCACAAGGAGUACCUAGCUAAAAUGUAUGAAGAGUAUCAAAGGCAAGAGGAAGAAAACAUAAAAAAGGGGAAAAAGGGUAAUGUGAGCACUAUCUCAGGUCUUUCGUCUCAGACAACAGGAGCAAAAGGUGGAAUGGAAAUCCGAGAGAUAGAAGACCUUUCACAAAGCCAAAGUCCAGAAAGUGAAACGGAUUAUCCUGUCAGUACAGAUACAAGGGACUUGCUCAUGGCUACAAAGGUGUCUGAUGAUGUGCUUGGAAGUGCUGAGAGACCAGGAGGAGGAGUACAUGUGGAAGUUCAUGACCUUUUAGUUGAUAUAAAAGCUGAAAAGGUAGAAGCUACAGAAGUAAAACUUGAUGAUAUGGAUUUAUCACCAGAGACACUGGUAACUGGAGAAAAUGGUGCACUUGUAGAAGUUGAAUCUCUUCUAGAUAAUGUAUACAGUGCUGCAGUUGAGAAGCUACAAAACAAUGUUCAUGGAAGUGUAGGUAUUAUUAAGAAGAAUGAGGAAAAAGAUAAUGGUCCAUUAAUAACUCUGGCUGAUGAGAAAGAUGAACCUUCUACUAACAGUACCUCAUUUCUCUUUGAUAAAAUACCCAGUCAAGAGGAGAAACUUCUACCUGAACUUUCAAGUAACCAUAUUUCUAUUCCAAAUGUGCAAGACACUCAGAUGCAUCUGGGUGUAAAUGAUGAUUUGGGAUUGCUUGCACAUAUGGCAGGUAGUGUAGAUAUAACAUGUGCUUCAAGUAUAAUAGAGGACAAGGAAUUUAAGAUUCAUACAACUUCAGAUGGAAUGAGUAGCAUUUCUGAGAGGGAGUUGGCUUCAUCAUCUAAAGGAUUAGAAUAUGCUGAAAUGACUGCCACAACUCUUGAGACAGAGUCUUCUGGUAGCAAAACUGUACCUAAUGUUGAUGCAGGAAGUAUAAUAUCAGAUACAGAAAGAUCCGAUGAUGGUAAGGAAGCAGGAAAGGAGAUACGGAAGAUCCAGACAACUACCACAACCCAGGCAGUACAGGGUCGAUCUGUCACCCAGCAAGAUCGGGAUUUACGUGUUGACUUGGGAUUUCGAGGAAUGCCAAUGACAGAAGAGCAGCGACGACAGUUUAGUCCAGGUCCACGCACAACUAUGUUUCGUAUUCCAGAGUUUAAAUGGUCUCCCAUGCACCAGCGGCUCCUGACAGACUUGCUUUUUGCACUAGAAACAGAUGUACAUGUUUGGAGAAGUCACUCCACGAAGUCUGUGAUGGACUUUGUCAAUAGCAAUGAAAAUAUUAUUUUUGUACACAACACAAUACACCUCAUUUCCCAGAUGGUAGACAAUAUUAUUAUUGCUUGUGGAGGAAUUUUACCAUUGCUGUCAGCAGCCACAUCCCCAACUGGUUCUAAGACUGAAUUGGAAAAUAUUGAAGUGACACAAGGAAUGUCAGCAGAGACAGCAGUAACUUUUCUCAGCCGUCUGAUGGCAAUGGUUGAUGUGCUAGUAUUUGCCAGUUCUCUAAAUUUUAGUGAGAUUGAAGCUGAAAAAAACAUGUCUUCUGGAGGUCUAAUGCGACAGUGCCUGAGGCUUGUUUGUUGUGUGGCUGUCAGAAACUGUUUAGAGUGUCGGCAAAGGCAGAGAGAGAGAGUGAACAAGACUUCGUUAAUCAGCAGUAAAGCUCAGGAUGCUCUCCAGGGUGUAACUGCAGUAGCAGCAACCAAGACUCCCCUUGAAAAUGUCCCUGGAAAUCUUUCUCCUAUAAAAGACCCUGAUCGGCUUCUUCAGGAUGUUGAUAUUAAUCGUCUACGAGCAGUUGUUUUUCGUGAUGUGGAUGACAGCAAACAGGCUCAGUUCUUAGCUUUGGCAGUAGUCUACUUUAUUUCAGUUCUGAUGGUCUCCAAAUACCGUGAUAUUCUAGAACCACAACGAGAAACUGCAAGAUCUGGGAGCCAGGCAGGUAGAAAUAUCAGACAAGAAAUAAAUUCACCAACAAGCACAGUUGUGGUCAUACCAUCUAUCCCUCACCCAAGUUUGAACCAUGGAUUCCUUGCCAAGUUAAUUCCUGAGCAGAGCUUUGCCCACUCAUUUUACAAAGAGACACCAACUGUAUUUCCAGAAAAUAUCAAAGAUAAAGAAACACCAACACCAGUUGAAGAUAUUCAGCUGGAAAGCUCUAUUCCUCAUACUGAUUCAGGAAUUGGAGAAGAACAGAUGCCCAAUAUUUUGAAUGGGACAGACUUGGAGACAAGCACAGGCCCUGAUGCUAUGAGCGAGCUGUUGUCUACUUUGUCUUCAGAAGUGAAGAAAUCUCAGGAGAGCUUAACCGAAAGCCCCAGUGAAAUCUUGAAACCCUCAUCAUCAAUAUCCAGUAUCAGCCAAAGUAAAGGCAUCAAUGUCAAGGAAAUACUGAAAAGUCUCGUGGCAGCCCCUGUUGAAAUAGCAGAAUGUGGUCCGGAUCCAAUCCCUUACCCUGAUCCUGCUCUGAAGAGAGAAGCUCAGGCUAUUCUUCCCAUGCAGUUUCACUCAUUUGACAGGAGCGUGGUCGUACCAGUGAAGAAGCCCCCACCAGGUAGUCUGGCCGUGACCACAGUUGGAACUGCCACAGCGGGGAGUGGGCUGCCACCGGGUAGUACACCUAAUAUAUUUGCUGCAACAGGAGCUACACCAAAAAGUAUGAUUAAUACAACAGGUGCAGUAGACUCAGGAUCUUCUUCUUCCUCUUCGUCAUCCAGCUUUGUGAAUGGUGCUACCAGCAAAAAUCUCCCAGCUGUCCAAACUGUUGCUCCAAUGCCAGAGGAUUCAGCUGAAAAUAUGAGUAUCACGGCAAAGCUUGAAAGAGCCUUAGAAAAGGUGGCCCCUCUCCUGAGAGAAAUUUUUGUUGAUUUUGCCCCUUUCCUAUCUCGUACCUUGUUGGGCAGUCAUGGACAAGAGCUGUUGAUUGAAGGUCUGGUUUGUAUGAAGUCGAGUACUUCAGUGGUUGAACUUGUUAUGCUACUUUGUUCGCAGCAAAUUAGAUGCUUUUAUGCUCUUUAUGUUGGAAAUUCCAUAUUAUUAUGUCAUGCAAUGAAAGAUCAUAUAGUGCGUGUUGCAAAUGAAGCAGAAUUUAUUUUGAACCGACAAAGAGCUGAAGAUGUCCACAAGCAUGCUGAGUUUGAGUCACAGUGUGCUCAAUAUGCUGCUGACAGAAGAGAGGAGGAAAAGAUGUGUGAUCAUCUUAUCAGUGCUGCUAAGCAUCGAGACCACGUUACAGCCAAUCAGCUAAAACAGAAGAUACUCAACAUACUAACAAAUAAGCAUGGUGCCUGGGGAGCUGUUUCUCACAGCCAACUGCAUGACUUCUGGCGUUUGGAUUACUGGGAAGACGAUUUGCGCCGGCGGAGGCGAUUUGUUCGCAAUGCUUUUGGGUCUACUCAUUCUGAUGCUCUUCUGAAAGCUGCAGUGGAAUAUGGCACAGAAGAAGAUGUCGUGAAGUCCAAGAAAACUUUCCGAAGUCAAGCUGUGGUAAAUCAGAAUGCAGAAACUGAGCUUAUGCUGGAGGGAGACGAUGAUGCUGUCAGUCUGCUCCAAGAGAAAGAGAUUGACAACCUUGCAGGCCCCGUGGUGCUCAGCACGCCGGCACAGCUCGUCGCCCCCGUGGUGGUGGCCAAGGGCACGCUCUCCAUCACCACCACGGAGAUCUACUUCGAGGUGGACGAAGACGACCCGGCCUUCAAGAAGAUCGACCCCAAGGUCCUUGCCUAUACAGAAGGCCUUCAUGGAAAAUGGAUGUUCAGCGAGAUUCGGGCUGUUUUUUCAAGACGUUAUCUUCUCCAGAACACAGCUUUGGAAGUGUUUAUGGCAAACAGAACUUCUGUUAUGUUUAAUUUUCCUGACCAAGCAACAGUGAAAAAGGUUGUGUACAGCUUACCACGUGUUGGAGUAGGAACCAGCUAUGGUUUGCCACAAGCCAGGAGAAUCUCUCUGGCCACUCCCCGACAGCUUUAUAAAUCAUCCAACAUGACUCAGCGCUGGCAGAGACGAGAGAUAUCUAACUUUGAAUAUUUGAUGUUCCUCAACACUAUAGCAGGACGAACAUACAAUGAUUUGAACCAAUACCCUGUAUUUCCAUGGGUGUUAACAAACUAUGAAUCUGAAGAGUUAGACCUGACACUUCCAGGCAACUUCAGGGAUCUUUCAAAGCCUAUUGGUGCUUUGAAUCCAAAGAGAGCCGUCUUCUAUGCAGAACGUUAUGAGACAUGGGAAGAUGAUCAGACUCCACCUUACCAUUACAACACCCACUAUUCUACAUCUACUUCUACAUUGGCUUGGCUUGUUCGUAUUGAGCCCUUUACAACAUUCUUUCUAAAUGCAAAUGAUGGGAAAUUUGACCACCCAGAUCGAACCUUCUCUUCAGUAGCCAGGUCUUGGAGAAACAGCCAAAGAGAUACCUCAGAUGUGAAGGAGUUAAUUCCAGAGUUUUACUACUUACCAGAGAUGUUCGUCAACAGCAAUGGCUAUAAUCUAGGAAUCAGAGAAGAUGAAGUUGUUGUGAAUGAUGUAGAGCUCCCUCCAUGGGCCAAGAAGCCUGAAGACUUUGUACGCAUCAACAGGAUGGCUCUGGAAAGUGAGUUUGUGUCAUGUCAGCUUCAUCAGUGGAUUGACCUUAUAUUUGGCUACAAGCAACGAGGACCAGAAGCAGUGCGUGCACUCAAUGUUUUCCACUACCUAACAUACGAAGGCUCUGUGAACCUGGACAGUAUCACUGAUCCUGUCCUCAGGGAGGCCAUGGAGGCGCAGAUCCAGAACUUUGGACAGACGCCAUCGCAGUUGCUCAUUGAGCCCCAUCCACCUCGGAGCUCCGCCAUGCACCUGUGUUUCCUUCCACAGAGCCCCCUCAUGUUUAAAGAUCAGAUGCAGCAGGAUGUCAUAAUGGUGCUGAAGUUUCCAUCAAAUUCCCCCGUCACACACGUGGCAGCCAACACACUGCCCCACCUGACCAUUCCUGCCGUGGUGACUGUCACUUGCAGCAGGCUGUUUGCAGUCAACCGGUGGCACAACACAGUAGGCCUUCGGGGAGCCCCAGGAUAUUCUUUGGAUCAAGCCCACCAUCUUCCAAUUGAAAUGGAUCCAUUGAUUGCCAAUAACUCUGGUGUGAACAAACGGCAGAUCACAGACCUGGUGGAUCAGAGCAUCCAGAUCAAUGCACAUUGCUUCGUGGUCACAGCAGAUAAUCGCUACAUUCUUAUCUGUGGUUUCUGGGACAAGAGUUUUCGAGUUUAUUCUACAGAAACAGGAAAAUUAACUCAGAUUGUAUUUGGCCACUGGGAUGUCGUUACUUGCCUUGCCAGAUCAGAGUCCUAUAUUGGUGGUGAUUGCUACAUCGUGUCUGGGUCUCGUGAUGCUACCUUGCUGCUUUGGUACUGGAGUGGCCGACAUCAUAUUAUAGGUGACAAUCCAAAUAGCAGUGAUUAUCCAGCUCCUCGGGCUGUUCUGACUGGUCAUGACCAUGAAGUUGUCUGUGUGUCAGUCUGUGCAGAGCUGGGACUUGUCAUCAGUGGUGCUAAAGAAGGUCCUUGUCUGGUACACACAAUUACCGGAGAUUUGCUGAGAGCCCUGGAAGGAACAGAAAACUGCUUGUAUCCUCGCUUAAUUUCAGUAUCCAGUGAAGGUCACUGCAUCAUCUACUAUGAACGAGGACGGUUCAGCAAUUUCAGCAUUAAUGGCAAACUCUUAGCUCAGAUGGAGAUCAAUGAUUCAACCAGGGCCAUUCUCCUGAGCAGUGAUGGGCAGAACCUGGUGACAGGGGGAGACAAUGGUGUGGUAGAAGUAUGGCAGGCCUGUGACUUCAAGCAGCUCUAUAUCUACCCUGGCUGUGAUGCUGGCAUAAGAGCGAUGGAUCUGUCUCAUGAUCAGAGAACUCUGAUUACUGGCAUGGCUUCUGGCAGCAUCGUAGCUUUUAAUAUAGAUUUUAACCGGUGGCAUUAUGAACAUCAGAACAGAUACUGAAGCAGAAUGAAGAACUGAAAGCCCAGGUAAAGCUGAGAGCACAAGUGCUGCAAUGAAAGGUGUAGUCUCUGGUGGAAAACCACGUCUGCAUUGACCUCCGUUGUACAUUCCAUUACACCCAGCAAUAGCUGUACAUUGUAGUCAGCAACCAUUUUACUUUGUGUGUUUUUUCACAACUGAACACCAGCUGCUGAAAAGCAAGCUUGUAUCAUGUAAAUUAUAUGAAUUAGGAGAUGUUUUGGUAAUUAUUUCAUAUAUCUUUGUUUAUUGAGAAAAGGUAGUAGGAUGCGCCACAAGAGACUUUUGCAAAUUCUGAGGAACCUUGUGUCCAGUUGUUUCAAUGUUUAGGCUAUGAACCUAACAUGCAUCCCAUCUCCAGCCUCUUUUCAAGCUGAGAUUAAAAAAAAAUACGUUUGAUACUUUGUACAUCAGAUGCACAUCUUAACUUUAAAGGGAUACUUUUGUAAAAGUAAAACCUUGUAUAAAGAACAAAAUUGUUUCUUAAUUUUAUUGUGGAGUUACAACUUGCAUGUACUUUAAACCUGAUGUCUUGAAGGAACAGGUGCAUUCACACAAAUCAAACUGGAGAUCUGCCUAAGGGUACAGCUUGUGUUAAAGGGUUGAAUUUGGGUGCAAACAGUAAUUUUGACAUUUUCACCAACAUGUUUUUCACUUUUUGAAUCUAAACUUUACCCCUUUUAAGUGGAGUUCUGCUCAUAAAGCAUUUGGAUAAAAAGCCAUCAUUUGCCAUAUUUAUACUUUAUACAAUAUAAAUUAAAUUCCUCCCUUUUAAAUUCAAAGACUAGAUAGAAAGGGAGCAAAGAGGGUAAGUUCAGUUUAAUGCUUUGUAAUGCUUAAUGAUUCCCAAUACAGACAAAGUGCUAUACUUCUGGAUUAUUAGCAUUUGGCAUACAAACCAUUGGGCCAGAGAGCCUCAAAUAUUUUUUUCCCUUAUUUUUCCUCUGAGCAGCUCGGUUUAUUCAACAGCCUUAGCUUCAUUGUAGAGGUGACUGAAGUUAUUCUUUUGGGUUCUUCUGAAAAUCUCACCUGAAGCCACUCAGACUAAGGCACUUCAUGUUUUACAAUACUGUAAUGAUAAUUAUUGGAAUAAUUUUCUGCACAUUGUACUGAUCAAAUUACACACCCAGGGGUAUAUACACUUUAAUUCAUGUUUCUUCUUUGUAUAUUUGGUGACUGUAUUGUCAUAGAUGUACAUAUUGUGUCGGUAGGGCUAUGAGGCAUGUAACAGGAAUGUAAUUUUCUCAGAAUUUACACUCAUUUGCAGUCAUUUAUUUAAAAAGAUAAUGGAUUCUUUGUAUUGGCACUUUGCACCAGAAACAUAUCAUUAUUUAUUGAUGUGAUUACUUAUUUGUUCUCCACCUUGUAUUAGUAAUUUUAGCACUGAAUUUCCCUCUUCAUUGUUGUUUGUAUUUAUAAGAUUCGGAAAUCAUGGGGAUCAGUGUAAUGAUUAAGUUAUUCAUCACCAGUCUGUAAGCAAUAUCUUGAGUUCGUAGCUUAGAAUUGGGAGACUAUUGAACAUCUGGAAGACAAGUUCAUUUCAUCUUGAGAUCAUGGUGAAAUAUUUUGGAUAUAUAAAUUCCUUAAGCUAUUGUAACCAUGUUUUAUUGCAAAGAUGUAAAAUAUGCCAGAUGUGUGUGAGUUGGAAAUCAAAAAGAAAAAUAAAAUAUGCAAAGAAUUCAGUGAUAGUUUUUCAUUUCAAUGAACUUUUCAUCAAAUAGUUCACAUUAUCAUUAGGAGCAAGCAAUUAUUUUAAGAAAUCCUCUCUUACAGACAAUGUAUAUGCCAAAAAUUAUGUAUGCUGGGUGGUUGUAUUUCCUGGGGUGUCAAGAAAUAAAAGAGAGGUUACAGA
Oxyura jamaicensis (ruddy duck) is the source of this 11082-nucleotide messenger RNA. It is a transcript of the gene NBEA, whose product is annotated as neurobeachin. The record is from RefSeq and is a predicted model, not a curated record. The transcript has 58 exons. Gene Ontology annotation, molecular function: protein kinase binding. Gene Ontology annotation, cellular component: cytosol; membrane. Gene Ontology annotation, biological process: intracellular protein localization. NCBI's taxonomy places the organism in Eukaryota, Metazoa, Chordata, Aves, Anseriformes, Anatidae. Bases 423 to 9212 code for a protein of 2929 amino acids.